This is a messenger RNA of Salvelinus fontinalis (brook trout), 7438 nucleotides long. Its product is annotated as transcription factor 20-like. Bases 215 to 3079 code for a protein of 954 amino acids. The transcript has 6 exons. Gene Ontology annotation, biological process: regulation of transcription by RNA polymerase II. The record is from RefSeq and is a predicted model, not a curated record. Gene Ontology annotation, cellular component: nucleus. Lineage: Eukaryota; Metazoa; Chordata; Actinopteri; Salmoniformes; Salmonidae.
CCAGCUGAGAGCUGACAAAUGCUGUUCUUGAAAUGUUGCGCAGUUUACGCGUGUUCGGGAAAGUGCAGGGAUUUUUGAUCCUGUUUACUGACACAAAUCUAGUUCGGAGUUUUAGGGUACAAGAGUUAGAUUGGCUCUUGACCAAGAUGCUGGGUGGGACUCACUGUUGAAUUGGACAUUUGUAAAGCCCCACACUCUUUCCUGUUUGGUUGCUAUGGAGCAACCACUGGGGGACUCUGAUGAUUUACAGCCACAGGACCUUUCCUCCACCCGCAGCCUUCCCGCUGUGAUGGACCUGACCAGAAAAGGUGAGGAAUGCCUCUUGAAAGCCAACGCCAUGGAGGCCCUACGGGUGGUCAAGCCUCCCAGCUGGUACCCAAACUUCCCCGAGACUGACCACGACCACAGGCUUCAACCAGUAGACCAGAUACAGCCGGACAAUGCUUUCUCCAACACUACAGUCACUCUCUCAUAUGUGAGCCGGUCUCAUGUCUUCUCCCAGCAUCCCUCUCUCUCCCAGCAUCCCUCUCUCUCCCAGCAUCCCUCUCUCUCCCAGCAUCCCUCUCUCUCCCAGCAUCCCUCUCUCUCCCAGCAUCCCUCUCUCUACGGCGUCCCGUCGAUCAGCAGGUUCUCAACAAUGGAUGGCUACCUGCAGCAGGUGGAUAGGCCUCUGGGCUUAGCACCUCGGUCGGAAAUACUUGACUCUAUCCCUCCAGCCCAGGUGGUGGGUGAGAAUGUCCCAGGGGUGUGUCUGAUGCAGCAGUCUUAUGAAAUCAAUGGCCAUCGAGUUGCCAGUAACGGAGGAGUGGAGAAAUACAAGCCUCAACAGAGAGGGAGUUCAAUGAAACACACUCUUUCUCAGGACACGGUCAACAAAGGAUUGCAGAAUGGCCAGGGUAGUAGCAGCUGGUCCAACUCUGCCAUCUGUGUCGAUUCCUCCCCAGAGUCUCUCGCUACAGACAUGGAGGAGGGUCAGAGGGCUUCAGAGGUUCUCUUUCUCAUCUCUAGAACAGAGGAGCCGGUCCUGAUGCAGGACAGCAGGAGUCCCAGGGACCUGUGUUCUCCGAAUAGGGACUAUAUCAGUCCUCUGGAGGACCCGGUCUCUCCCUCUGUCUCACUGGACGACGUAGACGAUGGGCUCAUUCUGCCUCAGGCCUCCUGCUCACACUGCGCUUACAAUUAUUCACCAGACCACACGGCUGAUACCCGCUGGGAUGAGCUGGGGAGAGGAGGACCUGGGCUGUCUGCAGUACAGGGGACAAGGUCUAAUGGUGAGAAUAUACCAAGGUUAGAUUACAGCAAGGACUUCCAGCAGCCAGGACAUAAUCCCAAGGCAGCUUCAGAGCCUAUUGUUGAUUUGACAGAAGACGAGAGCAGUGUGCCAGAGGUUUCAGAAAAGAACCCCGAGGAGACAGCUGCUACUCACCUGAAUGGUAAUGUGAAGGCAGAGCGGAGGACUUCUGAGAGGAAACGACUCCCCCCUCGCUCUGGCAGGGGAACCAGGUUAGAGGCCAUAGUGAUGAACAUAAACCCUAACUGGUAUAAAGUAUCCACCAAGAAGCCCAAGCGUCAGACGAACCCCCUGACCCAGAGCAGUCCAUCUAAAGCCGGUGUUAGUCCUAACAAACAGACCUCGUGUGUAGUGAAGAAGAAGAAGGUCCAGAAUAAAGCAGCGUCUAGCUGCGAGGGAGAGACUAAAGUACAGGCAGCAGUAGCCUCACUGACCAGUCAUAUGGAUAACAUUUACACAAACGCAGACAGUUGCAUAGAGUCUACCUCAGAUUCGGAACACGCCCGUUCUUCAAAAUACCCACACAACCACAGCACAUCUCCAAUAACCUCCAGUCUGCCCUUUGCUCCAGACAAAGACUCAGAGAAGGAGUCGGAACACAGAGAGUCAGGUCCCGAGCCCUCCUAUGAGGUGGAUUUACUGACCGUACCACCGUCACUUAAAACAUCUCCAAAGGAACCCGGGAAGCAUCAAGCUAAGACUACAAGCAGCGAAGCAGCUGCUCCCACAGCCAAAUCAAGGAAGGCGACCCCUGCUCCCAAGAAGAAACGGAAGAAACCCAGACUGGACCAGUCCUCAAUAUUCUCCCCUCAGGAGCCUGAGAUCAAACUGAAAUACAUCAACUACAAGGAGGAGAAGAGGGACAUGAGGGUGGACAAGUUCUCUCCUUUCAUCCACAUAGAGCAUAAGCCCUCCUCCACCUCCCACGCCAACUGUACUGUCAUCAACUACCCAGAGGAGGAGAAGCCCAGGCAGAAUGGCCAGGGACAACAGCAGGCUGGAAGUUCAGGAUCCAGGGGUUUCCUCCCAGGGGCUGUACCCUCCACUUCCUGCCUCCAGCUGGGCCGCAUCUCCACCCACAGCCAGCACCACAGCUCCCUGGUUUGCUGCCUGUGUGGAGGCUCGGCUAACGCCAUGGACCUUGGGGACCUCCACGGGCCCUACUACCCUGAGGGAUACAGACCCAGCACUGAAGCCCCAGCUAGCAAACCAGGCCCCAAAGAAGAGGAGGAUCUCAGUGACUCUGACUCAUCCUGCAGCGUGAGAGGCCGGGGCAGAAAGUGUGCUCGGCCCCCGGGGGUCCCCUGGCCCCACAAACCUGACCCCCGGCUGAAACAGGAGGCCCUGCUGGGGAGGUGGACCAGUGACAGCGACCUCUCAGGCAGCCCUGGAGCUAAGAGGGGCAGGAUUGAGGCUGGGCCUUUGGUAACAUCUGGGGCCAGGACUGCAGUGGAUGACUGGUACAUUCCCCCUGUGGUGCCUCUGGACCAGUGUGAGUACUGGCUCCACGAGGACUGCAGCAUCUGGUCUACAGGUGUGUUCCUGGUGAAGGGAAGGCUCUACGGCCUGGAAGAGGCAGUCAAGGUGGCUCAGGAGACGACGUGUUCUCGCUGCCAUAACCCAGGUGCCACGUUGGGCUGCUUCAUCAAAGGAUGCCCCAACAAGUACCACUACAGGUGUUCUCUACAGUCAGACUGUGUCCUCAAUGAAGAGAACUUCUCCAUGAAAUGCACCAAGCACAAGAACAAGUCGUUUCAAGGCUCUGGGAACAGAAGAGACAACCGGUGACACAACCAGAAGACAGACUUGACGACACAUGGCUGACGUCGUUCAUCUGUGGCGUUACGCGGGGUUUCCCCCGUGAACCCGGUAACUGUGGCAACGCUGUAACUGUCCUCUGAUUGACAGCUGGGCUGGGGCGGAAUGCAAACACCCACAAACCUUAAAACUGGCUUUCUGCACUUUCUGCUACCUUGUUAUCUUCACCACAUAAAGCACUGCGAAGACUAAAUAGGAGACCAAGGCUGUCCUAAUGUUCUGGCACCUCAUUCCUUCUCCUGGCUCUGGACUGACUGCCAACGGUGGAUAGUAGAUGGGCCAAUGACACAACAGAAGAGUUGGGAGCGGGGCCCAAAGCCAAUGUCACCAUUUGAUUGAAGAUAAAUGUUUUCACGUCGCUUAUGGCUAAACACGUGCUAUCGCUUUGUAAUUAUUUAUUCGGAAAAAGGAUUCUCCCUUUUUUUAAAUUGAAAUGUUGAUAAAAUAAUUGGAGAUAUUUAAUUUUAUAAAGCUUUCUAAGUAUGUGAUAUAUAUUUGGCUUAUUUAUUUUUGGGGGUAUCUUGUGGCUUUAGUUUUUACUUUGAAAUUGACCCGGAGGUGUGUUUGUAUGCAUCUAAGUUAUGAGUAAGAACCUCGACGCUGAAGACUGCACUUGGUAGAGAAACUGGUGGUGUGGAGACUGGUGCAGAAUGGUCUAGUAUUCAGAUCGACCACAAGUUUAUCGACAGAACCAUAUCUGAUCACAAUACAGGUACCUGAGAUCUAUUCAUAAAGACCAUACUGUACUACAUGGGAUGACAAUAACACCAGAUUCAUCUGAUUUAGUUCUGAGGGUGUGACCAGGCAUUUCAACGGAUUUUACUUGCACUUUGUUUUUUCAUUUGAUAACUGAUAUAAAUAAUUGAGGGUUAACUGUGUCUUACCUGUAUCGUAUAUUCAUUUUGUGAAUGUACUUCCUCUAAAGAGGGAUGUUGCUGAAAGCACUUUUUAUUGGCACUUAACAUAUGAAACUGUUAAAUCAUAUGAAGUUAAGCUAUGUAUGCUUAAUCCUCACCAAAGUGGACUCACCCUGGCCUGUAGCAUCUAGUCCACGACUCGCCCCCACAUACAGUGCAUUCAGGAAGAAUUCACACCCCUUGACUUUUUUCCACAUUUUGUUACGUUAUUCUUUCCCCCCCCCCCCUCAUCAAUCUACACACAAUAUCCCAUCACGACAAAGCAAAAACAGGUUUUUAGACAUUUCUGCAAAUGUGUUAAAAAUGAACUGAAAUGUCACAUUUGCAUUUCCCCACAUCAUGAUGCUGCCACCACCAUGCUUCACCGUAGGGAUGGUUCCAGGUUUCCUCCUGACGUGUCCCUUGGCAUUCAGGCCAAAUAGUUCAAUCUUGGUUUCAUCAGACCAGAGAAUCUUGUUUCUCAUGGUCUGAGUUUUUUAGGUGCCUUUUGGCAAACUCCAAGUGGGCUGUCAUGUGCCUUUUUACUGAGGAGUGGCUUCCGUCUGGUCACUCUACCGUAAAGGCCUGAUUGGUGGAGUGCUGCAGAGAUGGUUGUCCUUUUGGAUGGCUCUCCCAUCUCUACAGAGGAACUCUAGAGCUCUGUCAGAGUGACCAUCAGGUUUUUGGUCACCUCCCUGACCAAGGUCCUUCUCCCCCGAUUGCUCAGUUUGGCCGGGCGGCCAGCUCUAGGAAGAGUCUUGGUGGUUCCAAACUUCUUCCAUUUAAGAAUGAUAGAGGCCACUGUUGUUGGGGACCUUCAAUGCUGCAGAUAUUGUUUUGGUACCCUUCCCCAGAUCUGUGCCUCAACACAAUCCUGUCUCGGAGCUCCUCUGACAAUUCCUUUGACCUCAUGGCUUGGUGUUUGCUCUGACAUGCACUGUCAACUGUGAGACCUUAUAUAGACAGGUGUGUGCCUUUCCAAAUCAUGUUCAAUCAAUUGAAUUUACCACAGGUGGACUCCAAUCCAAGUUGUAGAAACAUCUCAAGGAUGAUCAAUGAUCAAACAGACUCAAAAUUGAGUCUCAUAGCAAAGGGUCUGAAUACUUAUGUAAAUAAGGUAUUUCUGUUUUCAUUUUUAAUAUGUUUGUAAACAUUUCUAAAAACCCUGUUUCUUUGUCAUAGUGGGUUAUUGUGUGUAGAUCGAGAAUUAUUUAAUACAUUUUAGAGUAAGGCUGUAACGUGGAUAAAGUCAAGGGGCCUGAAUACUUUCUGAAUGCACUGUAGACGUUAGUAUCAUCAGUACAGAGAACUUGUUUGUUUCAUUCCAUUGACACCAUGGUUUUAUCUCACUGAUGCAGCUGUCAGAGACUAACGUGAUUGGUCCACACAUCUUCAUUAGCGGUCAUGUGCUCUUAACUUUCCUCUGCUGUUUUUACUGGGAUUCAUUACAUUUUAAUUUCUUUAUUUUCUUGAAUUACAUUUACAAAGAUAGUAAUACAAGCCAACACUCCCAUGACUCACAAUACCUUACACAUGCAUCAUGUGUUUAAACAAGGGCACUUUAAAAUAAAAAAUGUAUUAAUUGAUGUAAACUGACUUGAUUUUAGAUCACCUCUACGUAUAGACCCGUAGUGCUACGGUCAGUCUCUAGUUUCUAGCCGUCUACCACAUGUUUGGGUUUACAUGAUCCUUUACCGGGUAGCAGUUGAUUAUGGUUAGCAUGGUCAUGUUGGUCAUGUUGGCUGUCUGGCUGAAGUCCUCUCGCUCUCUCUCUCACUCUCACACUCACUCACACUCACACUCUCACCUGAACUCUUCUAAACUGCUCGGUCUUUCUCCUCACCAGCUUUGGUGGCAGGGACAAAUCAGUCAGUGUUCAGGAUGUCAACUUCUGUUGCAUCACCACUACUAACCGGGACAGCUACCGUGCUCCUUCUGUUGCCUCACCACUACUAACCGGGACAGCUACCGUGCUCCUUCUGUUGCAUCACCACUACUAACCGGGACAGCUACCGUGCUCCUUCUGUUGCCUCACCACUACUAACCGGGACAGCUACCAUGCUCCUUCUGUUGCAUCACCACUACUAACCGGGACAGCUACCGUGCUCCUUCUGUUGCAUCACCACUACUAACCGGGACAGCUACCAUGCUCCUUCUGUUGCCUCACCACUACUAACCGGGACAGCUACCAUGCUCCUUCUGUUGCAUCACCACUACUAACCGGGACAGCUACCAUGCUCCUUCUGUUGCCUCACCACUACCAACCGGGACAGCUACCAUGCUCCUUCUGUUGCCUCACCACUACUAACCGGGACAGCUACCAUGCUCCUUCUGUUGCCUCACCACUACUAACCGGGACAGCUACCAUGCUCCUUCUGUUGCAUCACCACUACUAACCGGGACAGCUACCAUGCUCCUUCUGUUGCAUCACCACUACUAACCGGGACAGCUACCGUGCUCCUUCUGUUGCAUCACCACUACUAACCGGGACAGCUACCAUGCUCCUUCUGUUGCCUCACCACUACUAACCGGGACAGCUACCAUGCUCCUUCUGUUGCAUCACCACUACUAACCGGGACAGCUACCAUGCUCCUUCUGUUGCCUCACCACUACUAACCGGGACAGCUACCAUGCUCCUUCUGUUGCCUCACCACUACUAACCGGGACAGCUACCAUGCUCCUUCUGUUGCCUCACCACUACUAACCGGGACAGCUACCAUGCUCCUUCUGUUGCAUCACCACUACUAACCGGGACAGCUACCGUGCUCCUUCUGUUGCAUCACCACUACUAACCGGGACAGCUACCAUGCUCCUUCUGUUGCAUCACCACUACUAACCGGGACAGCUACCAUGCUCCUUCUGUUGCCUCACCACUACUAACCGGGACAGCUACCGUGCUCCUUCUGUUGCAUCACCACUACUAACCGGGACAGCUACCAUGCUCCUUCUGUUGCCUCACCACUACUAACCGGGACAGCUACCGUGCUCCUUCUGUUGCAUCACCACUACUAACCGGGACAGCUACCAUGCUCCUUCUGUUGCCUCACCACUACUAACCGGGACAGCUACCAUGCUCCUUCUGUUGCCUCACCACUACUAACCGGGACAGCUACCGUGCUCCUUCUGUUGCAUCACCACUACUAACCGGGACAGCUACCAUGCUCCUUCUGUUGCCUCACCACUACUAACCGGGACAGCUACCAUGCUCCUUCUGUUGCAUCACCACUACUAACCGGGACAGCUACCAUGCUCCUUCUGUUGCCUCACCACUACUAACCGGGACAGCUACCAUGCUCCUUCUGUUGCCUCACCACUACUAACCGGGACUCCCUGGGAGAGGAUUCCCCACACAGCAGGAGAUACACGUGUGUGUGUGUGUCUGUUCCAAUAUCCACACUUGUAUAGCACCUAGAAUAAAGCAAUGUAUUGGAAA